Molecule: messenger RNA, 861 nt
Organism: Aspergillus luchuensis
Lineage: Eukaryota; Fungi; Ascomycota; Eurotiomycetes; Eurotiales; Aspergillaceae
Product: RTA1 domain-containing protein
Exons: 3
Coding region: 1-861 (286 amino acids)
Cellular component (GO): membrane
Source: RefSeq, a predicted model, not a curated record
AUGGAAUUCAUUCUAUACUACUACACACCCUCUGCUGCGGCAGCAGGCAUCUUUGUGGUUCUGUUCGGCAUCAGCACUGUCUUGCACCUUCUCCAGCUGGUCCGCACCAGAACAUGGUUCAUGAUCCCCUUCUUCAUCGGCGGAAUCUUGGAAACAAUCGGAUAUGUUGGCCGUCUCCUCUCGUCACUCGAAAGUCCCGACUACAGCACGGGCUCGUAUGCCAUGCAAAGCGCCCUUAUCCUCAUCGCCCCGGCCUUCCUGGCGGCUAGUAUUUACAUGACCCUCGGUCGCAUUAUCCGGAUGGUACAAGCAGAACACUACUCGGUGUUCAAAUUGAAGUGGGUGACAAAGAUCUUUGUCGCGGGCGAUGUUCUAUCGUUCCUGAUGCAAGCGUCUGGCGCUGGUCUCAUGGUCAGUGGCUCGAGCGACCCAACCACGGGCGAGCACAUCAUCAUCGGCGGUCUCUUCGUUCAGAUUAUCUUCUUUGGCUUCUUCAUUAUCACGGCGCUCGUCUUCCAAAUGCGACUGGCAAAAGCUCCUACUAGCACCUCAACGGAGCUGUCGCACAUCUGGCGUCGCCACAUGAACGCCCUCUACAUCUCCAGCAUCCUCAUUUUCGUCCGUUCCAUUGUCCGUGUGGUAGAAUACCUCCAAGGAUACGACGGCUACCUCAUGAAACACGAAGCUUUCAUCUAUGUGUUUGAUGCGUUGCUGAUGUUCCUGGCGAUGGAGGUACUCCAGUUCGUCCACCCUAGCCAGGUCAACUGCUAUCUGGGGCGCGGAGACCGUUACUCCGAAAAGGUCAUCAAGACGCAAAAGUUCAUGUCAGUGCCGGUGGAAAUGGAGGUUUCGUCCGUUUGA